AAAUUGUAUUAUUACUGACUCUCUCUUUCUCCUCUUAAGUCUCUCACAACCUAAAACAGAAGUACUCUCUCCUGUUCCAUUUUUUUUAACCUAAAAAAAAACACAAGCCAGAAGUUAUGGGGAUGGAUGAAUAACACAAACUACUGAAACACAUCAAACACGCACACGUCUCUCAGAUUGACUCCUAGGUUUUUCAUCUCGAUCGUUUUUUGUUUCAGUAGCAGCAAAACCCUAGCUCGGUUCUCUAUACCACGAUUCUUUUAAGCGAAUGUAGUUUAGUUGAUGUUGGAUGAUUAUCUCUAUGGAUUUGAAUGCUUCGCCGUUACCUGAAGAUGAUGAAGAAGAGAUAUUUGGAGCACAAGUCGAAGAGGAGAUUGCACAUGAGGAGCACAUAGAGACUGCAGUUGAAACGUUGCGCAGAGAGCGUGAAGAAAGACGGCAACGAUUAAAAAGAGAUUUGCCAGAUGAGGGUCCAAAACGCGUUGUACAACAACCAAGGAGAGAACCUGUCAUUAACACAAGAUUUUACGAUAAAACCAAGCUUCCACCUGGUUGGCUGGAUUGCCCUGCUGCUGGUCAGAACAUAGGGUACAUAAUUCCUUCUAAAGUUCCUCUAGGAGAAACAUUCAAUGAUUGCAUUUUUCCUGGUAAAAGAUACUCUUUGAAGCAAGUUAUUCACCAGCAAAAAGUUUUAGGAAGAGAACUUGGUUUAGUCAUUGAUCUGACCAAUACCACCCGCUAUUAUCAACCGUCAGAUUGGAAGAAACAGGGUAUCAAGCAUGUUAAGAUUGCGUGCAAGGGUAGGGAUUCAGUACCUGAUCCCGAGUCUGUGAAUACAUUUGUUUACGAGGUUUUACAAUUCUAUUCGCGUCAGAAGCAAACCAAGAAGCAUAUCCUUGUUCAUUGUACUCAUGGGCAUAACCGUACGGGGUUCAUGAUUGUUCAUUUUCUCAUGCGGUCACAGCCGUUGACUGUCUCUGAUGCAAUUCAAACUUUUCAGAAUGCACGCCCUCCAGGAAUAUAUAAACAGGAAUACAUUGAUGCAUUGUACGCAUUCUAUCAUGAAAGGAGGCCCGAAAAUGUAAUUUGUCCCAACACUCCGGAGUGGAAAAGAUCAUCUGAUCUUGAUCUGAAUGGUGAAGCUAUGCCUGAUGAUGAAGAUGAUGGUGGUAUUGUUACUGCUUCCCAGGACAACCAGGUGCCAACUGAAGUGCUGACGAAUGAUGACGUUCUGGGAGAUGCAAUACCGUGGGACCAACAGGAGGCAAUGAGACAAUUCUGCUAUCAUAGUCUAAAGCUGGGAGCAGGGGCAAAAGGAAUCACCCAGUUUCCUGGAUCACACCCGGUUUCACUCAACAGGGAAAACUUACAAUUGUUGAGGCAGAGGUAUUACUAUGCUACAUGGAAAGCAGAUGGUACACGAUAUAUGAUGCUUAUAACUUCUGAUGGAUGCUUCUUGAUAGAUAGAAAUUUUAAUUUCCGAAGGGUUCAGAUGCGAUUUCCUAUGAAACAAACGAACGAGGGUCUCGGAAGAGAUACUCACAAUCUAACACUACUUGAUGGUGAGAUGGUAAUUGAUACCUUGCCGGAUACACAGAAGAAAGAAAGAAGAUACCUGAUCUACGAUCUUAUAACAAUCAAUUCAGUAUCUAUCAUAGAGCGGCCUUUCUGCGAAAGGUGGAAGAUGCUUGAGAAAGAAGUUAUUGAACCUCGUAAUCUCGAACGCCAGUAUAUAUAUCAAAGCAGAAAUCCUUAUUACAGAUAUGACUUGGAGCCAUUUAGAGUUAGAAGAAAGGACUUUUGGUUGCUAUCUACGAUUACCAAACUUCUACAAGGAUUCAUUCCUAAGCUUUCACAUGAGGCUGAUGGUCUUAUAUUUCAGGGUUGGGAUGAUCCUUAUGUUCCCCGCACACACGAAGGGCUUUUAAAGUGGAAAUACCCUGAGAUGAAUUCCGUCGAUUUCCUCUUUGAGGUGGUUGAUGAAAAUCGUCAAUUACUUUAUCUAUAUGAACGAGGGAAGAAGAAGCUGAUGGAUGGGAAUCAUGUUGACUUUAAGAAUGGAGAAGAUCCGUCAGAAUUAUCAGGAAAGAUUAUCGAGUGUUCCUGGGAUUCUGAGGAACAAGUCUGGAAUUGUAUGCGUGUCAGGGUAGAUAAGUCCACCCCGAAUGAUAUCAAUACUUACAGGAAGGUUAUGCGGAGCAUAAAGGAUAACAUCACAGAGGAGGUCUUGUUAGAAGACAUUGGAGAGAUUGUCCGCUUGCCCAUGUAUGCUGAUCGGAUAAUGAAUGACAGCAAGGCUCACAGCAGGCAGCACUCAGGACGACGAAGGUGAUCUGCACAACAGAUUCCAGCCCAGGGUUUUUCACCUAAAUCCUAAAGCACAUACACGCCGGGUGCAUGUACUAAGGCAAUAUUGUAUAAUUGCUAAAUGCCGAUAUUCCUUUUAUGUAGAAUUAGAUGUAUGGUAGAUAUGGGUUUGUCUAAUCAAUUGAAAUGUAGAUGGUAUUAAAUUUGCAUUUCUGCUUUUCUAAUAGUGUUCUGUUUAGGAGAAUAUUAUUACUGAGUUAUUAUUAUUUAGUUGCAGUUUGAGUCGGCACUACCUUUUCCACUUGCUUAAA
This is a messenger RNA of Papaver somniferum (opium poppy), 2618 nucleotides long. RefSeq names its product mRNA-capping enzyme-like. Gene Ontology annotation, molecular function: protein tyrosine/serine/threonine phosphatase activity; mRNA 5'-triphosphate monophosphatase activity; ATP binding. Lineage: Eukaryota; Viridiplantae; Streptophyta; Magnoliopsida; Ranunculales; Papaveraceae. The coding region runs from base 290 to 2332 and encodes 680 amino acids. Gene Ontology annotation, biological process: protein dephosphorylation; 7-methylguanosine mRNA capping; DNA recombination. The transcript has 18 exons. The record is from RefSeq and is a predicted model, not a curated record.